Messenger RNA from Centrocercus urophasianus (Greater sage-grouse), 3077 nucleotides. It is a transcript of the gene PPP2R2B, whose product is annotated as protein phosphatase 2 regulatory subunit Bbeta. Lineage: Eukaryota; Metazoa; Chordata; Aves; Galliformes; Phasianidae. Gene Ontology annotation, molecular function: protein phosphatase regulator activity; protein binding. The record is from RefSeq and is a predicted model, not a curated record. Gene Ontology annotation, cellular component: cytosol; protein phosphatase type 2A complex. The transcript is spliced from 6 exons. Gene Ontology annotation, biological process: peptidyl-serine dephosphorylation. Bases 839 to 1705 code for a protein of 288 amino acids.
UGGGAUGGAGCUGCAGAGCUGCCUCCUUUGCACUAUUUACAGCACAGUAAAUAAUGUAAAUGGCAGCUUCUGCAGCAGCAGUUCCUUCUCUGUGAGUUUUCUGGCCACCUAGGUGGAUCACAACAGGCCUCCCGAGUCAGGUGUAAACAGCCUAGGCUAUGUGUGCCGUUUAUUGCAAGAGAGAUGCAUGCAUGGACCCUUUAAAGCAGUCACCCUGUGCCUGGCAGUGCUGGCAGAAGGUGCAGCUGAACCCACUCCUCCUAUGAGGGUCCCCGGGGCUGUUUCUGAACUUUAUUUGUGCACAGAGACCUGGCCUGGGCAGUGUGAGGUCCUGAGGGGGGGCUGCACCAUGAGGCCACACUCCUCUGCCUGAAUUCAGAGCAGAGACUGAAGGUUUCCCUUCACCUGCAGGCCUGGGAACUCCAGCUACACAGUAAUGUCAUGGUGGCAUUAAUCAGCCAGAGCAGCUUGUGAUUUAUUAACCUCCUAUCAGGGUUUGCAUUCUAAGUACUCAAGUUCAGUAUUUAUGAAUACAACACUGUUGAUAUGUCUGCCCUUGGCUCACUUUGUAGCUUCAGACUUCAUUGCCAAUUGAGCCUCCCAGAACCUCAGACCCAGUUCUCACCUCUGCUCCAGGUGCUCCUGGGGCCAGCAGGUGUUUCCUUCGCUGAGUCAGAGACAUUUCAUUUCAUAUGUAUCUGCAUCUGCUGCCACGUUUCAGGCAGAGUUUGAGCCCAGUGCAGCCCACAGGAGGGGCCUUCCUGGGGUCUGGGUGUUGGUGCUGUAGGAGCUGUGCUUACUGACUGUGUGUGGGAUACAGGUGCCGGUGCUGCGGCCCAUGGACCUGAUGGUGGAGGCCACCCCCCGCAGGGUGUUUGCCAACGCUCACACGUACCACAUCAACUCCAUAUCCGUCAACAGCGACUACGAGACCUACAUGUCGGCUGACGACCUGCGGAUAAACCUCUGGAACUUUGAGAUCACAAAUCAGAGCUUCAAUAUCGUGGACAUCAAGCCAGCCAACAUGGAGGAGCUGACGGAAGUGAUCACCGCCGCGGAGUUCCACCCCCACCACUGCAACACCUUCGUGUACAGCAGCAGCAAAGGCACCAUCCGGCUGUGCGACAUGCGCACCUCCGCCCUCUGCGACCGCCACGCCAAGUUUUUUGAGGAGCCCGAGGACCCCAGUAACCGCUCCUUCUUUUCUGAGAUCAUCUCCUCCAUCUCCGACGUCAAAUUCAGCCACAGCGGCAGGUACAUCAUGACCCGGGACUACCUCACUGUCAAGGUGUGGGACUUGAACAUGGAGAACCGGCCCAUCGAGACCUACCAGGUCCACGACUACCUGCGGAGCAAGCUGUGCUCGCUGUAUGAGAACGACUGCAUCUUCGACAAGUUCGAGUGCGUGUGGAACGGCUCUGACAGCGUCAUCAUGACCGGCUCCUACAACAACUUCUUCCGCAUGUUCGACCGCAACACCAAGCGCGACGUGACGCUGGAGGCCUCGCGGGAGAACAGCAAACCGCGCGCCGUCCUCAAACCCCGCAAGGUCUGCGUGGGAGGCAAGAGGAGGAAAGAUGAGAUCAGCGUGGACAGUCUGGACUUCAGCAAAAAGAUCCUGCAUACGGCUUGGCACCCUUCAGAGAACAUCAUUGCUGUGGCAGCGACAAAUAACCUGUAUAUAUUCCAGGACAAGGUUAACUAGGAGGACAAGUUAUUCUUUAGGAGUCUCUCAUGUACUGAAUACUAGUAAACACAAGAUUCCAAAUGUUUCUUUUCUUUUCUUUUUUUUUUUUUUUUUUUUUCUUUCUUUCUUUCCCAUUCCUCUGUUCAAUUGCUGCUCUGGGAAAGGCAGUGUGCAGGGGCAGGCGGACCAACUGCCGUGGGGCCGGGGCUGAGCAGCUCCCAGGUUUCCAUGUAGUGCUGGGAGCUCCGACUCGGCGCGGAGCAGCUGGGGGGGCUUCAGCUCCUGCUGUCCCAGCGCCCCGAGGCGUUGCUGUAAAGGUGGCUGACGGGUGGCGAGGCGGCAGGGCGCCAUCAGCUGCAGUGGGAGCAGACGGGGCGGCUGUGUGCACCGCAGUGCGGGGUGCUGGGCUUCUGUAAUCCAUGCCGAUUCUUUAAAGCUUAAUCCUAAAGAUCCCAGCUGUUGGUUCAGGAUAUCAGAGCCCUGUCCCCAUUUUUCACAUCUGUCAUUUUGCCGUCAUCAUUUCCUCUUCUUACCAACAGCAAAACCGAACACAGAAUGGAAUUGUUGCGCCCGGAGCUCCCAGGCAACUCCCCAGGAUUUGGCUUUGUCAAUACUGUGGUGCCUUUUGGGUAUAUGAAAUACCUUUAUAAAUGAUGCUUCCAAAACACACUGAUUGCAAACCAAACUGAACCUGGGCUUUAAUUUUUUUUCCUUUUUUUUUCCUCUUUCUGCAUUGUGGUCAUUGUUAUUGUCCUGUUGCUGUACACCUGCACUUCAUACUCUUUCUCUUUUUAAUUUAUUUAUUUAUUCUUUUUGUUUUUUUUUUUUUUAAAGAAAAAGUGUAAGUUGCUAAUUUAUGACAUUCUAAAAGAGAAUCCAGCCCAACACUGCUCUCAGCACCUGACCGCUUCCUCCAUGGGCUGCCCACGGUCCUAGAUUAUAAUAAUAAUAAUAAAAUCAGUAACUCUUCCUCUGUGCAUGGCCAGGCUCCCCCUUUCUACUGUUAAGAUUGUUCAGAUCCUUUUUUUACUCGAGCAAAUGUUGAAUUAAAAGAAUAAUUUUCAGUCUGGAAACAGCUCCUGCAAGACCCAGUGAACAAAUGAAGUCAGUACAGCACUCAACAGCACCACCGCAGCAGUGUCCCCAGGAGGGCGGCCCUGCUGAGCAGCUGUGCUGCAUCCCCCACACCUGUGUCCCACAGGGAAGCUCCCACCCUGCUCUAAGGGCAAAGUGCUCCCUGCCCACCGCCCCUCCUGUACUGCGCGCUUCGGACGCCCUGCAGCUCCUGCGGUGCCUCCGGCCCUCAGCCCCUAAAGAGGAGCCUGGGGAGGCCCUGCCUGGAUCUGCGGGGCAGGAGCAGGGGGCAUUCGCCAUCCCAAAGGGAUGAGUA